UCGUGGCGGGUCCCUGCGGCUCGGGAUGGAGGGUUACAGCAAAAUGGAUAUAGCAAAUCCCCCAACUUCCAAAUGUAUCACUUAUUGGAAAAGAAAAGUUAAAUCUGAAUAUAUGCGACUUCGACAACUUAAACGGCUCCAGGCCAAUAUGGGUGCAAAGGCUCUGUAUGUAGCAAAUUUUGCAAAGGUUCAAGAAAAAACCCAGAUCCUCAAUGAAGAAUGGAAGAAGCUUCGUGUCCAACCAGUUCAGUUGAUGAAGCCUGUGAGUGGGCAUCCUUUUCUGAAAAAGUGUACCAUCGAGAGCAUUUUCCCAGGAUUCGCAAGCCAACAUAUGCUAAUGAGGUCUCUGAACACAGUGGCAUUGGUUCCCAUCAUGUAUUCCUGGUCACCUCUCCAGCAGAACUUCAUGGUAGAAGAUGAGACAGUUUUGUGCAAUAUUCCCUACAUGGGAGAUGAGGUGAAGGAAGAGGAUGAAACUUUCAUUGAGGAGCUGAUCAAUAAUUAUGAUGGGAAAGUCCACGGUGAAGAAGAGAUGAUCCCUGGAUCUGUCUUGAUUAGUGAUGCGGUUUUCCUGGAGUUGGUAGAUGCCCUGAAUCAGUAUUCUGAUGAGGAAGAGGAAGGGCACAAUGACACCUCAGAUGGAAAGCAGGAUGAUAGCAAAGAAGACCUGCCAGUAACAAGAAAAAGAAAACGACAUGCUAUUGAAGGCAACAAAAAAAGCUCCAAGAAACAGUUCCCAAAUGACAUGAUCUUCAGUGCAAUUGCCUCAAUGUUCCCUGAGAAUGGUGUCCCAGAUGACAUGAAGGAAAGGUAUCGAGAGCUAACGGAGAUGUCAGACCCCAAUGCACUUCCUCCACAGUGUACACCCAACAUCGAUGGCCCCAAUGCCAAGUCUGUGCAGCGGGAGCAGUCUCUGCACUCCUUCCACACGCUUUUUUGCCGGCGCUGCUUUAAAUACGACUGCUUCCUUCAUCCUUUUCAUGCCACCCCUAAUGUAUACAAACGGAAGAACAAAGAAAUCAAGAUUGAACCAGAACCAUGUGGGACAGAAUGCUUCCUUUUGCUGGAAGGAGCAAAGGAGUACGCCAUGCUCCACAACCCUCGCUCCAAGUGCUCUGGUCGUCGCCGGCGACGGCACCACAUGGUCAGUGCUUCCUGCUCUAAUUCUUCUGCUUCUGCUGUGGCUGAGACUAAGGAAGGGGACAGUGACAGGGAUACAGGCAAUGACUGGGCCUCCAGUUCUUCAGAGGCUAACUCUCGCUGUCAGACUCCCACAAAACAGAAGGCAAGUCCAGCCCCGCCUCAGCUCUGUGUAGUGGAAGCACCCUUGGAGCCUGUGGAAUGGACUGGGGCUGAAGAGUCUCUUUUUCGAGUCUUCCAUGGUACCUACUUCAACAACUUCUGUUCGAUAGCCAGGCUUCUGGGGACCAAGACAUGCAAGCAGGUCUUUCAGUUUGCAGUCAAAGAAUCGCUUAUCCUGAAGCUGCCAACAGAUGAGCUCAUGAACCCCUCGCAGAAGAAGAAAAGAAAGCACAGGUUGUGGGCUGCACACUGUAGGAAAAUUCAGCUGAAGAAAGAUAACUCUUCUACACAAGUGUACAACUACCAGCCCUGCGACCACCCAGACCGGCCCUGUGACAGCACCUGCCCUUGCAUCAUGACUCAGAAUUUCUGUGAGAAGUUCUGCCAGUGUAACCCAGACUGUCAGAAUCGCUUCCCUGGCUGCCGCUGUAAGACCCAGUGCAACACCAAGCAGUGUCCUUGCUAUCUGGCAGUGCGAGAGUGUGACCCUGACCUGUGUCUCACCUGUGGGGCCUCAGAGCACUGGGACUGCAAGGUGGUUUCCUGUAAAAACUGCAGCAUCCAGCGUGGCCUCAAGAAGCACCUGCUACUGGCCCCCUCAGAUGUGGCCGGAUGGGGCACCUUCAUUAAAGAGUCCGUGCAGAAGAACGAAUUCAUUUCUGAAUAUUGUGGUGAGCUCAUCUCUCAGGAUGAGGCUGAUCGGCGAGGGAAGGUCUAUGACAAAUACAUGUCCAGCUUCCUCUUCAACCUCAACAAUGAUUUUGUAGUGGAUGCUACCCGGAAAGGCAACAAAAUUCGAUUUGCAAACCAUUCUGUGAACCCCAACUGUUACGCCAAAGUGGUCAUGGUGAAUGGAGAUCAUCGGAUUGGGAUCUUUGCCAAGAGGGCAAUUCAGGCUGGUGAAGAGCUCUUCUUUGACUACAGGUACAGCCAAGCUGAUGCCCUCAAGUACGUGGGGAUUGAGAGGGAAACCGAUGUCCUUUAACCCUCCUGGGCCCCAUGCCAGCGCUUGUGGUGGCGGCACUGUCUCUGCUUUCAUGCACACACCACUGCUGCUCAAGAUUCCUGCACUAUGUGUCUCCCACACCAGGAAGCCCCCCCCCCAUCCCUCUGUAGCAAGGCCUCCGCUCUGUCUCCGUGAAAGGAGAGACAGGUGGCUAAGGCUCAGGCUCCUAGGAGAGAGAGUUGUAGAUGUGAGAGACUGUGCGUCAGGCCUCAGAGGAAGAGUGCACAGGCUGGGGGUAGACGAUGUGUGUUUGAUUUCAGUGGGCCUCAGGAAGAAACUCACACAGUUCCUAACAAUCAUUAGCCUGUCCUUUUAACUUUCCAAAUCAAGGGUCCUUAUGUAACUGGGUUGCCAGGCACAUCUCUCUGUGGUCGCAAGACCUGGAGAGGACAGGCUAAGUGAAGUUGGGCGUCUGGAGCCUCUAAGGGGUCUGGGUCAGAGAUGAGCUUAGCAGGCACCACAGACUGAGCUUAGAGGGGGAAGAUGGGCCAUCUUGCUACCUCUUCCCUCCUGUCAGGGUUUAAGGAAAGAGUCUGGGCUCUGAGUACACUGAUCUUCAAGGCUGGGAGAAGGAAAGCUAAGUGCCAUCCAUCCAUGGACAGAGAGGGGGAACCAGCCUGGCAGUAGUAAAACUGCUAAGCUUUAGGCCCAGGAGGCCAUGAGAAAGCCUUCUGUAUACUUUAGGGAUAGAUGGAUAAGUGCUUUCAGAUUCCCGGGACCAGGUGCCAGUUUCACCUCCUUCCAGGGGUCUGGCUUAGCCACUCCAGGCAGGCAUUAUGCUGCUACUGAAG
Molecule: messenger RNA, 3099 nt
Organism: Orycteropus afer afer
Lineage: Eukaryota; Metazoa; Chordata; Mammalia; Tubulidentata; Orycteropodidae
Gene: EZH1
Product: enhancer of zeste 1 polycomb repressive complex 2 subunit
Biological process (GO): chromatin remodeling
Molecular function (GO): histone H3K27 methyltransferase activity; protein binding
Source: RefSeq, a predicted model, not a curated record